CGGCUAAUAUGUCGGACUUCCGGGUUAAUGUACAUUCUCAUAACAAGCCACCAAGCUAGAGGCUCAGCUGACUGAAGCUACAUCUAUUGUUAUUAAAGCUCCCACAGCACAAACAGAAGAAUACCAUGUCAGACACGGAGACAAAACCGUCCAGCCAAGACGGGGGGGACAAGAAGGAUGGAGAGUACAUCAAGUUAAAAGUGAUUGGCCAGGAUAACAGUGAAAUCCACUUCAAGGUGAAAAUGACAACGCAUUUAAAGAAGCUCAAGGAGUCGUACAGCCAGAGACAGGGCGUCCCGAUGAACACGCUAAGGUUUCUGUUCGAAGGCCAGAGAAUCGCAGACAACCAAACUCCUAAAGAGCUGGGAAUGGAGGACGAGGACGUCAUCGAAGUGUAUCAAGAACAGACUGGCGGACUUUGGAAUGAAUAAACCCCCUGCAUUUCUUACUCUUAAUUUUUCUUAUUUUAUAUUUUAUUUUGUAUGUAUCUGUGUAUUUUAUUUUUCUCUCUUUCUUUUUUUUGUUCUGUUUUCAAACCAUCUGGAUCAAACUCGACUCUAUCAGGGCUUCCAUGUGUGAGAACAGAGAGCUUGUCAGCCUGAGGUAAGAGGACAGAGAGGAGGGGCGGGGCGGGAGGAGGCUGGUCGACCCGUGCAGUCGCAUCGCGCAGACGAUGCAGUCAAUGUGAAUGUUAGACCAGACCUUAAGUACAGGAAUUCCAUUUUUUGUCUUUUUUCCUUUUCGUCAUUUUGGGUUUGGAAGUGUCAGUGGAGCAAAAGUGGUAGCAAGUAAAACUUGACUGGGAAGCAAGCUGUAGUAAAGGAGCAGUUCACCCAAAAUGCAGACAUAUCUGUCCAGAGAAGUGAUUUGGUGACGUUCCAGUCUGGAUACCCCAAUACAACAGGGCUCGAUGGGGAUUGUUCUGUUUUGUGGAGCACAAACCGUCAAAACUUUACAUGUGGAAAAACUCAACAGCAACAUCGGGAACUAUUUCCUGUCGAAGAACACCAGCAAACUGUACCUGUUCACCCCCAGGCAGAUAAAUGCAGGUGGCCAGUUGCAGUUCUUUGAUAGGAAAUAGUUCACACAGAAACUAUCUGGACGGAUGGCUCGCAUUAGGGAUAAAUGCGAAAACAGCCUUUGUGUUUUGAGUGAACUGUUCCUUUAUGUCUGAUUGUAGCAAGUAAUGGGGCAAGUCUGUUUGCACUCAUAAUAAUUUUGAUAGGGAAAUGUCAGUCACAUAAAAUGAGAUGGCGAAGGUAAAAGUCAUUUCUGGACAUCACGUCCAUUUAGUGGACGACAGGGUUCGAUGUCUUGCUCAAGAGCCCCGUGACAGGACAGGAGGCUGUUGAUGGACAUUGUUGGCUGUGGGGAUUGAACCCGGCACCUUCUGUGUACCGGACAGACGCUCGCCUCAAUUUUAUCAACUAAAACUGCAAAUUUAAAAAAUGAUGACUCCUUUUGCCAUUUUUACCCCCCAGACCUGGAAAAGAGAGAGGGAGACUGCUGUCCUGCAACUUUGAUUCCUUUUAUGUUCAGUCUCAGUGCAGCACAUUUUGAGGCCACAGAAGCAUUGUCACAAAAUUUGUAAAAUAAUAAAUAUGACCGUAAUUGACCUGAUAAAAUAAUCUUAAUGAUUUCAUUUUUUUUUUUUUUAGAAUUAUUGUGCUUGACUUGUAUAUGUUGUACUCAGUAUUAGAGUGUGUUUGCACCAUAUGUAUCUAGAGUGUUGUCUUUUUAUUUAUAUUUGAAGGGUUUCAUUCUUUGCUUAUAUGUAUAGCCAUUUUGGAAAUGUUUUCCUAGCUGACCGGCAGUUAUUGUUUUAAACACACAUCAUUUUGUCCUUUAAAACGGAACAGUUUUGUAAGCCAAUGAGUUAGAAAUGUAACUAUAGUUAGAGGUAUGUUUCACUGUCAAGUCAGCUCUUGUUUUGGAGGAAUAGUUCUUUUUUUUUUUCCUCCCAAAUGGUGAAUAUAUUUGUUUGGAAUGAAACUCUUCAUUUGCACAUUGUAUAAAUUUCCUCAAGGAUGCAUAAGAUCAGCUGGAGGUUCAGUCUGUGUGAUCUCUGAAGGUUGGCUCAGUGUGACAGGGUGGAUGACAACAGAGGAGGUGUUCAACUCCUGACGGCAUGUCGUGACGUAUUCACAUUGAUCAGCUGUCUUCGGCUAAUCCGUCUUCACACUUUCUUAAAAUCACUGUUUGAAGCAAAAAUGGACUUUGGUACAGUUUUAGGUGGUGGAAUAUCCUCAUUAGUUGCUCUGAGCUCCCCUGGCCUGAUAAUCCCCCACAUUCUAUUUGCAUCUGUUUAUUCACUUCCACUGCAAAACAGCUCCCAAAAUUACACUUUGAGCACAUAAACAAAUUUGAACAAAGGGGAUUAUAACAUAAAAAGCUGCAAGUCCUGGUACUAAUUUUUUGAUGAAAUUAAGCCACUGUUUUCUUGUUAUUUCCCUAUUUGAAUUGGAAAGUAGAGUAUAGUAACCUUGUGCCAAGAAGAAAUUACCUGAUCAUACAAAUAAUUGUAUUUGCACAAUAACAAAAUGAUUGCCGGGGCCUGUUACAUUUUUUAUGGUCAUGAUCCUCUUUAUUGGCGUUGGUUUAUGAACUCAAAAUGUUAUUCUGGGAGCUGUUUUCUUAUGGAAGUGAUUGGAGAGAGAGAAAUGCAGCAUUGUGGAUUAGCAGCAACUAAUGAGAUUUCACCAGCAAACAUUGUACCAAAGUUUAAUUUUGUUUGAAAGCUGCCAGUGAAAGAUGGAUAUGCCACAUCACUGAGCCUGUCUGCAGGUGAUAUUUGACUUUGGUGGAGCAUUUUCACUUUUCAACAUCUCACACCUCUAGACGAGUUCGGGAGCUGUCGCCCUCCAGAUUAGCCAGCCUGGGAUCACUGCCGCCACACAAUUGCUGAAAUCACUUUUUUAAAACCAUAGUUGGAAAGAAGUGUGAGUUUUAGACGAGGUUUUCAAAAUGAAGGCAAAGUGGAGCUGACUUGUGGAUCACACGGCGUCCAAUGUUGGUAACCGUAGGUAACAACCUGAAAACGCUCCUUCAAAGUAAACUAUUGCUUCAAGAAGAUUCUCUCAAGCCGACUGUCUUUUGAUAGCGUGUCUGUGAAUAGGUCGGGUAAGGAAGUGCUGUGAUUGACUGACACUGAUGUAACAGAAGUGAAAGGACUGUUCAUCUCGAGAGGAACAUUGAUGCAGAUGGUUUGAAAUUCUGGGGAUGAAGCCUUUGGUUUUUUUGAAUAAAAUAUUUAAGAAAACAA
Molecule: messenger RNA, 3262 nt
Organism: Myripristis murdjan (pinecone soldierfish)
Lineage: Eukaryota; Metazoa; Chordata; Actinopteri; Holocentriformes; Holocentridae
Gene: sumo1
Product: small ubiquitin like modifier 1
Exons: 5
Coding region: 126-431 (101 amino acids)
Molecular function (GO): protein binding
Source: RefSeq, a predicted model, not a curated record